Dromaius novaehollandiae (emu) is the source of this 861-nucleotide messenger RNA. It is a transcript of the gene C3H8orf74, whose product is annotated as chromosome 3 C8orf74 homolog. The record is from RefSeq and is a predicted model, not a curated record. Bases 1 to 861 code for a protein of 286 amino acids. NCBI's taxonomy places the organism in Eukaryota, Metazoa, Chordata, Aves, Casuariiformes, Dromaiidae. The transcript is spliced from 4 exons.
AUGGUGCUGCUGUCAGCCGUAGGCGUGAGGGCCGUUGUCCAGCUUCAGUGGGAGGAAGGGCGCCAGCUUCUGCGGGAGCUCCUGGGAUGGGAGCCCUUUGACGAAGACUGUGACCUGCGGCGAAGCAUCCGGCUGGACAUCCUCUACAACAGCAUCAUGUUCGCCGCAAGGAAAGGACUCUCCUGGGCAGCAGUAGCAACAGUGGGGAAGAUCGCAGAGGAGCUCCUUGAGGAGAUGAAAGGUCUAACCAUCUCCCAGGCCCUGCAAGUCUUCCAGGACAAAGUCUCGGCAUGCGAGCCGAAGCUGAGGCCACUCAAGCCGGGCAUUUUGUGCGAUUACUUUCUCAACACGUACUUCAAGCACUUCCACCUCUACCAGCUCCUGCUGUACCAGCAGAGAACGGUGCAGCAGAGGUAUGCCACCCUGGAGGUCUGCGUGCCCCCACACCCCCUCCCACUGGAGGUUGGCAGAGAUGUAGAGGUUGAAAAACACCAGCAGCAAAUUGCUGCCCUGUCAGUGGCCGAGACCCAAAAACGCACCAAUAUGUUGCAUAUCCGAAAGAUGCUAAGGGCGGAGAAGAAUACCCUCCUGAAGAAAGUAUACAAAAGGCUGGAAGACCCAAGAGAGAAGCUAGACAGAGAGAGACUGGAGACCUUAGUGGAAGAGGUGAUCAGAGUCGAGGCAGAAACCGCACGUGAGAUCUUCCAGGCUGAGAUCGAGGCCACCCUUGAAAUCCUGGAGCUGAGACUCCAGAAGAAGAUGCUAGCCUUGAAACGACCUGUUCCUAAUCUUCCACCUCUUGUCCCUGCUGUCCGAACCAAGAAGGCACCUAAACCUCGAGAAAGGAAAAAGAGGAAAUGA